CUAACCUCCCUCACUUGCCAAUCCCCAGUGACCUCACACUUCUACAUUUAUACAUUCGCACAUGCACUUGCAUCCCCCCGUGGCACCUUUACCAGCCUCACAUCGGAUGUGAGUUUCUUUUUCCCGCUCCCGUCGUCCUAUCGCCUCCUGCUGACAACCACCUUGCUCAAUCCCUGGACCUGUAUGGUUAGCCGCCUCUCGAUCCACAGGCGGCGACCCUCAUCGACACAUCAUACGUAACGGUUCUUGAGUAACCUACCGGGACACUUGUCUCGUUUCCUCUCUCUCGUGUCAAAAUGUAUGUUCCACUCCUAUGGAGUCCCCUCGCCUUCGUCCUAGCCUUGUGCUGCGGAAGAGUGCAUCCGUGCAGAGCCUCGCUUCCAAGGAGGACAAGACUGACUCCCCGCGCUUUUCCAGGAAGUUUGGGAAACACAUUCAAAAGCGGCAGCUGGAUAUACCCGAAUAUGCUGCUAGCUUUGUCGAUUACAAGGCCCUCAAGAAGGUUUGUUUUCACAUUGAGAGUGAGAAGUUGCGGAGACUCAGAGUCUGAUGCCGCCUUCUAGCUCAUCAAAAAGCUCAGUGCAACCCCUGUCCUACCAGCUCAG
Messenger RNA from Westerdykella ornata, 605 nucleotides. RefSeq lists its product as uncharacterized. The transcript has a single exon. The coding region runs from base 314 to 550 and encodes 78 amino acids. The record is from RefSeq and is a predicted model, not a curated record. NCBI's taxonomy places the organism in Eukaryota, Fungi, Ascomycota, Dothideomycetes, Pleosporales, Sporormiaceae.